AUGGCCAACAGGAACGAGAAAGAAAAUGGCGAGCAGCAAGGAGAGAGCAGCAAGAGUGCUGCAGCUUCAUCACAAAAAGACAUACAAACAACUCCUGACACGGUUCCAUAUUCAUUCCCUACCCCAUCACCUCCAACGAUCACGAGGGCAAUGCAAAAUCACAAACGAAUGGUUUACCAUCAACUGAAAGCAAAUCUCAUCAGCACUGAAGAUCAAGAAAGAAGCGUCUCCGAAUUUUUUGUCAGUGCACCAAAUGCUUCUGAGCAAGCCGCUAUAGCAAGAAUCUCCGCCUUCUUCGGUCAAGCUCCCGACAGUAGACCACGUUACGUCUUCCACGGCACUAUCCGUAGUGAGGACAAUGAUGACAACAUCCGAGCAUUGAUCCGCAAGGGCCUGCGAUCUGAACGCAUUACAGACCAUGAUUUGAGAGAAUUCGUUACCGAGCGAAUGGUGCCUCUUGGAGAUGCAGGCCUAACAAGCUCCCUUGCUCUUAUUUGCAUACAGAAGUACCUUUUCGAGUGCAUGGUACCUUUCUUUUAUACCAUUGUUGGUCCGGAUGGUUCAGACCCUUGGCCCGACGCAACACGCAUCAUGGCACGGAGGGACACUACCGGUUUGGUCAACUUUGAUGAAGCUUCCAGCAAGCACGGAUCCAAGACUACCAACGCCAGCAGGGAUGGUUCUCAAUCCGGGAGUAUGGUCGACGGCCCUGUUCACAAGAACGAAAAGUCUUUUGAGGGGGAAGUUGAAGCUAAAGUUGCAGAGCCCGAUCAUCCACAAAAAUAUCUCACAGUCCCGAAAUUCAUUCAUGCCACUUGCGGCAAAUCUCAGGCUCAGAAAAAGGUUGGCCAUAUACCACCUGUGGGUGGAGUGCUUUCUGAGAGGAAGCCUGAUGAGGGCGAGCCUUCUAAGAAUGUUGAUGAGGGUGAUGGCUAUAGAUCGCCUGUAGGCGGUGAGCCCUCUGAUGAGACAGCUGACGAGGACGAUGGCCAAGGUUCUCAUGCCUCAGAAACCCCCCAGUUGGACGACCUGAAUGAUCAAGAUACAGACCCUACAUCCUGUGGUAGCGAGAACAGGUCGGACACUAACGGCGAGUUGGACUUCGCUGCGUACGAACAGACGACCCUAGCAUUGUACGAGGCAGCAGUACAACGAUCCAGCCUUGUUAGGCAACGCUCUCGAAAUCAGCAACAGCUUGCGGCGUUGAAGAUUACCCAAUGCAACGAGCUUGAUCAACUUGUGACAGAUCUUAAAAGCUUGGUAAAGCAGAUAAGGGAGAAGAUGGACCAAAUGGUUUAG
Messenger RNA from Fusarium fujikuroi IMI 58289, 1299 nucleotides. RefSeq lists its product as uncharacterized. The coding region runs from base 1 to 1299 and encodes 432 amino acids. Lineage: Eukaryota; Fungi; Ascomycota; Sordariomycetes; Hypocreales; Nectriaceae. The transcript has a single exon. The record is from RefSeq and is a predicted model, not a curated record.